Molecule: messenger RNA, 3221 nt
Organism: Phanerochaete carnosa HHB-10118-sp
Lineage: Eukaryota; Fungi; Basidiomycota; Agaricomycetes; Polyporales; Phanerochaetaceae
Exons: 25
Coding region: 50-1996 (648 amino acids)
Molecular function (GO): hydrolase activity, acting on carbon-nitrogen (but not peptide) bonds
Source: RefSeq, a predicted model, not a curated record
CUCGCCGUCACGAAGGCACAGGACACAAGUGCGCAUGUCAAGACGAAGGAUGAACACGAAAGAAACAGGGCCUGAAAAGGGCUCUCCGCAAUCUUCGUCUGCAACGAGUGGCGAUGCGAAGGUGCAUGCACAGCCAGCGAAGGCGUCGCGGAACUACUUGCCAUGGGUCCUGGCUGCAGUCGCGUUGGCUGGCAUGUCAUACCUCUUCACGGGCAAGACUACCACCAAGGAAAAUCCAGGGCUCACUCAUCUUCCAGAGUCAUACGGCUUGUGUAGCGGUCCUGACGCAAUCUAUACGGUCGAUGACGGCCGGCCAACCGUGGACUGUAUUCUUGUCCUCAAGGAUGAAAUACUCGCGGCGGGCACUAGGAGCGAUAUCAUCAGCGCGUGGGACGAGUACCAGACUGAGCUUGUGAACAAGUUCUACGGCGGCGAACCUAAGGCGAAGAAAUCACUUUCUCUCCUAGAGACGAAACAAGGAAGCAUUAUCGUUCCCGGGCUUGCAGAUUCUCAUGCGCACCUCGUUCAGUAUGGCUUUAAAGCAAGCUUGCCUUUGGAUACCGCACAGUCUCUCGACGAAGUGCUCGAUGCGCUAGAGACAUACGUACAGGGUCAUCCAGAUGUCUCACCUGCAGACUGGAUCAGCGGCUUUGGUUGGGAUCAGACUCGUUGGGAAGACUGGGCAGGAGAAUUCCCCACUGCUGCUCAUCUAGCCUCACGCAAGUUGCUCGCAGAGCGUCCCAUCACUUUAUUCAGGGUCGACGGUCAUGCGUUAUGGGUAUCGCCUCGUGCUCUUGAGCUAUCACGAGAACAACUUCCGGGGCGGCGCUGGCCUUCUGAUAGCGAAGUUGAAGGUGGAGAGAUCCUCAGAGACAGUAGUGGCGAUCCAACAGGUGUAUUUGUCGAUAACGCGAUGGCCCUCGUGGCACCUCCGUCGUGGACAGCGUCUCAAAUCGAGGGCUACCUCGAGAAAGCCAUAGAAGACGCUCUAAGCGUCGGUCUCACAAAUGUGCAUGAUGCAGCAUCACUCCCGGAGUAUAUUGAUGCCUUUGCGAAGUUCGCCGACGAUGGUCAACUUCCAAUUCGCGUAUACGCUAUGGGCAACUCGGAGAACACCACGUACUGGGGUGAUGUUAUCCCCAAGCUCGAGGACUACGGUUCACAGGAACAUCUCAACGUUAAAAGUAUCAAGCUUUUCACCGACGGAGCUCUGGGAUCUUGGGGUGCUGCUCUUCUCGAGCCGUACUCGGACAAGCCGGAUACGAAGGGCAUCAUGCGCGUCUCCGCUCAUAGCUUGGAUGAUCUGGUCCAAAAGUUCUGGGACGACGGUUGGGGCAUUAACAUUCAUUGCAUUGGCGACCGCGCGAACAAAGUCGUGCUCGACAUCUUCGAGCGUAUUCUAACGGAAGAAAGCGAGAAGACUGGCGAGAGCCUGCGUGCUGUCGCGGACCGCCGCCGGCCGCGCAUCGAGCAUGCGCAGAUCAUGCGCCCUGAGGACCUCGGCAGAGCGGGUGCGCUUGGAAUUAUUACCAGUGUGCAGCCUACGCAUGCGACUAGCGAUAUGUGGUAUGCAGAGACGCGACUUGGCCCUGAGCGCAUUAAAGGCGCAUACGCUUAUCAGACACUCCUACAAGCUUCACCCAGGCAUAUUCUUCCUCUCGGCUCCGACUUCCCUGUUGAAGGCAUCAAUCCCCUGCUGGGCUUCUACGCCGCCGUGACCCGGCUCGAUGUCCAUGGAAAGAGCCCACAUGGCUCCGCCGGAUGGUACCCAAAAGAGCGCCUCACGCGUGCCCAGGCGCUAAAGGGUAUGACGCUCGACGCGGCGUACGCUUCGUUCGCGGAACACCGCCUCGGCUCGCUCGUACCAGGGAAAAAGGCGGACUACGUAGUGUUCGACCGUGACUUUGUCGACGAGGAGACUCUUGCGGAGGAGACCCUGAAGGCAAAGGUGAGGGCCACGGUCGUGGAUGGGCGGAUUGCGUACGGAGAACUAUGAGGACGGAAAACUGCUUCAUGGGUCUCUCGUCGAAGUGGCUCAUUUACGCUCAAGCCCUGCUAGACAACGAUGGUAUAUUCUUCAAAAUGGACAAUGAAUACAAUCAGCAUUGCGUCCAACAACCAGCUGUGUCCUGCUGUAGAGUCUCCCCUGUUGCCAUGUAUGCCGCGAAAAGAGCUUACGAGAAUUCAAGAGCUGUCUCGAUAUCUAUUAGGAGCUGCGCGAGGCGUGUUGAUGACUAAGGAUUAAGAAUCACAAGAUAGAGCGGCCGAAUGGCGUCGUCCCUGUAUACAACAACCUCGUCGUAGUUCAAGCCUGUAGUCACUCCGGGCUUGCCGACGACUGAAUCGAACCCAAAAGGAGGCUGCAUAAGAGUUUUGUCUUCACGAGGAGCCACGAAUGUUCUUCCCAUGACCACCUCGCUGAGGAUUAUCGCCCGGUAGCUUGAACCUCCCAGCUCAUGAAUGUAAUCGACCGAUUUUGAGGAGGUAGCUGAGGCGUACAGCCCCACGCCGAAUCGCUGAUAGGAACUACGUCUUGCUUUCGACAGAUCGAAUGAGCCCUGCAAAAUACUGCACAUUGCGCAUUGUGCGUUGAGGCAGUAGUUGAGAUUCUGUGCAUUAUCACCGAUGCGACAACAACGAGUCGUUCCGUGCCAGCGUCUUCCUGCGUUACUCACGGUAUCCUGGUGAGCUUUGAAACGUGCUCUGGUACUCUGAGGAAUGAAUGUUCUGUACACCUUCAAUAUAUUCGGUCGCGGCUUGUUGGGAUGCUUCCACUGCUUGUUGAACUGAUCAACCACACUUUGGAAUUGCUUUUGCGUGGGUGGCACCUCAAGAAGAAUUGGUGAUAUAUUGAAGAUAUUAUCCCUGCACGUAUCGGAACAGAAGUCGUAUGGUUUCCCGUUUAUCCAUUCUUUGGGUUUUCGCUUGCAAUAGAGACAGAGAUCAACUCCACGAUUCUUGCGGAGCUUAGACCUCUGAGGCUGCACGGGCUGCUGACUCGCCGCUCUCAUAUGCGAACGGGAGCAAUACUGCGAUGGCUGGCCAUUUGGGCCAACCCAAACAGCGGCAGAGCAGCCUGCGUAAGCACAGAUACCAGCAAGACUCAUAAUGCAACUGAGGGCCACAAAUGCAGUAUGCUGUCAGUCGGGCUCGCUGGGCACCUUGAAAUAUAUAAUACGAGUGUGCGAUCAGCAGCAUUCGAAGGCUGGCAUGGAUCAGAA